CCGACCGACACCAAGAAGUGUAUGUGAAAAGGAAGACACAAAAAUUCACUGUUCUAUUCCGCGCGGCGCCCGCUCUUUUCCUUGCUCUUCCUCCGCAAAAAGAGUAGGAAAUGCUAACACAAACAAAAUACAAGUGCAAGUGCAUCGCGUGAGAGAUCUGUGUGUGAGUGUGUGCGUGUGUUUGUGUCUGUGUGUGUGUGUGCGAAAGCGAGUGCAAGGAACACAGACGGAAGUACCUUUGACUUGUUCUUCUGCUCCUCCUACACACGCUCUCUUUUGUUUGCUCUGCUUUGGCGCUGACAUUCGCAAAGACAACAACAAUAACGGCUUUCGAGUAACGGUCAAAUGCAAGCAGUGUGAGACAGGAUUAGCCCCAAAAACACAGCACCACCCACCAGACAGCACCCCACUCUACGACAAUGGCCCCAUGGCGCAGCAGAUAGCAACAGCAGCGAUAGAAACAGCGCUGCAGCACAACCAGGAAAUCAUCAAUGUAUCAGUAGCAGCAGCAGAGAACUGCAGCUAGAAAGCAACAGCAAGCAAGCGAGCAAGCAGUGCAUUAGCAAAGUGCAUGCAUUACCUUACGUCGCACACCGAUACGUAGCCAUUAAGCGCGACACGUAGUGCAGCAGUUGUAGGCAAACCACAAAGCAACAAGAACACAACGCCUGUCGAUUGUGUCAGCCAUUCUGGGAUCUGGACAUAUCCGCUUCCGCAUUGCUCAAGAAUCGAAGCCCAGAGCCCCCCGCAAAAAACGCCCGCGCCAGAACGUCACAGUGGAGCAAACAGAUCACAAAUCAAAUCCCCCCACCACGGAUACCCAUCUAGUGGCUGCCACUAGUCGCGCGUGCAGGAUUCAUUUAUUUUAAAGGUGGCUGCAUGUCCAAAAUGAAAAUGCUCCCAGUACAGUUAUCAUUGAAUUCGCUCAAUCCCGGCAUCUGGAGCGAUGUGCUGUGGCGCUGCCCACCGGCACCGUCCAGCCAGCUGGCGGAGCUGAAAACCCAGUUACCCCCAUCGUUACCCUCCGAUCCGCGUCUGUGGAGUCGCGAGGAUGUGCUCGUCUUCCUGCGCUUCUGCGUGCGCGAAUUUGAUCUACCGAAGCUCGACUUUGAUCUCUUCCAGAUGAACGGCAAGGCGCUGUGUCUGCUGACGCGUGCCGAUUUUGGACACAGAUGCCCCGGCGCCGGGGACGUGCUGCACAAUGUGCUGCAGAUGCUCAUCAUUGAGUCGCACAUGAUGCAGUGGCAUUUGCCCAAUAGCCCGGUGACGCCAACCAGCCGGUACCCACUGUCGCCGCAAAGCCACCCGCCGACAAUGACAUGGCCGCCAUUGAAUGCCCCGCCCGAGAGCAAUAAUCCCUUCCACAAUACGGCGCACCACCUGGCGGCGCAUCAUUUUAUGGCGCCCAAUUCGGUGACGCUCAGUCCCCCGCCGUCGGUUGAUUCGCAGGCCAGCAGUCCGCCUCAGGCACCGUACCAGAACCAGAACGGAGGCGCUCCAGGCUCGGUACACACCACCAACGGAGGAUCCAACAGUGUGGCAACUUCAAACAGCGGACCAUCGGCGCCGCCCUCCUCCAGCUCUGGCAGCAGCACGAACAGCAAUGGCUCGGCCAUGCCCAUGAAGGGGAUCAGCAGUGCCAGCAGCAAUCACAGCGACUCCGAGGAGGAGUACUCCGCGUCAGAGCCAAAGAUGGCAACCGGCGGAAUGCCACCAGCGCCGCUCUCCUACAGCACGGCCAGCCCACCGGGCACGCCCAUACUGAAGGAUAUUAAACCCAAUUGGACGCAGCAGCUGACGAAUAGCUUUGUCAAUUCGUGGUCCCAACAGCAACAACAACAACAACAGCAGCAGAUGCAGGCGGUGCAACAACAGCAACAACAACAACAACAGCAGCAGCAGCAGCCACAGAAGCUGACGCUGGAUAACACAGCUGGACCAGUGGUGACACCCGCUGGGGGCUCCAUUUCGGCCCCGACCACGCCCAGUUAUAUGUACAAAGCCAAAAGGGAAUUCUUUCCAGAGAACUCCGAGCCCAAUACAAAUGGUCGCCUUUUGUGGGACUUUCUGCAGCAGCUGCUGAACGAUCGCAACCAGAAGUACAGCGAUCUGAUUGCCUGGAAGUGCCGCGAUACGGGCGUCUUUAAGAUUGUGGAUCCCGCCGGGCUGGCCAAGCUGUGGGGCAUCCAGAAGAACCAUUUGUCCAUGAACUACGACAAGAUGUCGCGUGCCCUGCGGUACUAUUAUCGCGUUAAUAUCCUGCGCAAAGUGCAGGGCGAACGGCAUUGCUAUCAGUUCCUGAGGAAUCCCACGGAGCUGAAGAACAUUAAGAAUAUAUCGCUGUUGCGGCAGUCCACACCUGCAGCGAGUGCUGGCAAUGGCGGAGCCCAGGGGAUGACGCAAGGCAAUGGCCAACCAGCGCCCAGCAGCCCAGCAGCGGUCCAGAACUGGAGCCAACAACAGCAGCAGCAGCAACAACAGCAGCAACAGCAACAACAGCAGCAACAGCAAUCCCCCCAGCGUCCUGCCUCCCGUAAUGGUCCCAUGAGUCUGCCCGCUGUGGCAGCAGUGGCUGCAGCAGCAGCUGCCGCUUAUGGUCCGCCACCCACAUCGCCGCUCUUCAUGCACGCCAUCAACGGAGCCUUCCACUAUCUGUCCGCGACGGCGGCCGCUGCCGGAGCGCCACCCAAUUCCCCAGCGCUGCAAACGCCCGGAGCCGUAGGGCCGGACAAAUUUCAAUUCCAUCCACUGAAGCUGGAGAAUGGUGGUGGGAGCUCGGGAUCGGACAGCGCCGGCGAGGACCUGAAGCCCACGGAUCUGAGUGUCAGCGGCAAGAGUGCCGCCGCCGCAGCUGCCAGCAACGAGGACUGCUAUCCGCUCAUACGCAAUGCCGAUGGAUUGACGACCAUUAAGCUGAUACGCUACAACGAUCAUCAGUCGGCGCCCUCGCCCGCAGAACAGUCGCCCAAGCCGGAGGAGCAGCAGCAACAGUUGUCCGCUGGCUCCAAUUCGCCAAAGCCCAUGGAGGCGAGCGAUCAGCAGGCCCAGCCUGUGCCCAUGGACAGCAGUGAUUGCAAUGGCAGUGUUGAGGUGUCGGAGGAGGCGUUAGCUGCGUUCCGGCAUAUGCGGCAGUAGAAGCACCCCCUUCCACCCCACAAAAAUUACCUGAGCUAAAAAUGGGACCAGCACACACACACACACCCCCUAUGCCCGCCCCCUAGCUGGAUGUGGUUGCCUUUUGUACAUAGAAAAAACAUUUGCAUCAAUAUAUAUAUAUAUAUUUUAUACAUCAAAUUAUUUAUUAAGCUAAGCUAACGUGAGAGAGAGAGAGAGGAGAUACCGAGCGAGCAUGUAAUUUCGAUUUUGUUGUAAGUAGAUUUCUUGAAAAAAAAAAAAUACGGCGCAGCGCAGCCUUUGAUUAUGUGCCAAUUUUUACAUUAAAACAGAAUUAAAUUAUAAGUUUUCACACCUCCCUCCCCCCACACAUCAACAACAAUCAUACGAGUAGCGAGUAACGAAGUAGAUUCUAGCGAGCGCCCCCCCUUAGCGAGUAAGUGUUGCCACCUUUGAGCUUUACAAAUGUUGCCUCAACAAAAUGGUUUCAAAUUUAUGAAAACGAAAAACAAAACAAACAAAAAACAUAAAAAAACAAUUGUUAAAAAUACGAUGCGAAAUAUGAAAGAAAGAAAAGAAAAUUGUUAAUUGAUAUACAACAAAAUAAUCAGCGAGAAGAGAAGAUAGAGAGAGAUUGAUUUCUUGUGAUAACAGAUUCAUUGGCUGGAGAAGAGGUGAGCGAGUGCACAGAGGAGGAGUAACGACGGCCACAGAAAAGCAAAACAGUUAUGGGAAGCCAUGGAGUGUGGAAACUGAAACAGUAUCCUCCAUACUGUUGCUCUCUGGCGGCCUACUGCUGCUGCCUGCCUGCUGCCUCUCACGACAGCCGCAACCAGAGAGCUUUCAAAAUUCAAUUUCAAUUGGAGAAACCCCCUUAGCCCUUAGAUACAAGAACAUGAAGAAAAUAAAACAUUGGCUUCCAUUUUUAUAGCAAUGAUUAUGAGCAUUAUAAUAUAUAUACACAUUUAGUUUUCAAUUAAAAACAAUAUGCAUAGGAUUAUUAUUAUUAUUAUUAUAUAUUUGUAUGUUAGUUUUCUAAGCGGCUGCGCCCCCACCCCACCCCCAAGGAAGAUCUGUGGAACCGCAGCAAAAAAAGCAAAAAGUGUUCAUUUAAGCAUUAACAAUUUUAGUUUGUAAAACAAUUGCACCACGCCCCUCCCACCCCACCACCAACCGCCCAUACAACCCAUAAACACACAAUAGAAAUUUUGUACAUUUUUGAAGCACACUUUAUUAAUUAUAUUAAAAAGAAAGCAAAAAAACAUAAAUGGAAUGAAAUGGAAAUGGAAUGGAGAUCCACACGCACGCUCAUCCAACUUAGCUUUUAGUGCCUGUAAUUAUUAUUAAUUAUUGCAUAGAUCUUAUAGUAAAUACAUCUAAUUUUUCGUACAUACACAUACAUAUACAUAUAUAUUUUGUAUCUGUUUUUUUCGCUUACGCAUUAAGUUUAAACACACCGCCAAUAGCUAAUAAUUAGCACUCUAGUGUCGCCACAAUACCUGUUCUUCCAUUUGCAAACAACAAACAAAACAAAAAGAAACCUUUACCGAUUAUAUCUUUCGAUCAAUACAUAUGCAUACAUAGUUUAUGUGUAUAGAAAAAAAUAUUAAAGAAAAACGGAAACAAA
Molecule: messenger RNA, 4741 nt
Organism: Drosophila obscura
Lineage: Eukaryota; Metazoa; Arthropoda; Insecta; Diptera; Drosophilidae
Gene: aop
Product: ets DNA-binding protein pokkuri
Exons: 4
Coding region: 880-3135 (751 amino acids)
Biological process (GO): regulation of transcription by RNA polymerase II; cell differentiation
Cellular component (GO): nucleus
Molecular function (GO): DNA-binding transcription factor activity, RNA polymerase II-specific; sequence-specific DNA binding
Source: RefSeq, a predicted model, not a curated record